GAGAGGAGAGGAGAGGAGAGGAGAGGAGAGGAGAGGAGAGGAGAGGAGAGGAGAGGAGAGGAGGGGAGAGGAAAGGAGGACGGGAGAGGAGAGGAGAGGAGGGGAGAGGAAAGGAGGACGGGAGAGGAGAGGAGAGGAGAGGAGAGGAGAGGAGAGGAGAGGAGCCCCUACAUCAGCAGUAGAUUAAACAGGGAUUUUCAGGAAAGUGAUUUAGCAUUGAUUUCCCUGCAACCACAGCCUAACUGCAUUAUGUGGGCAUUAUUGAUAGGCUGAAGUGUCUAUAAUGUACUAUACUGUACUAUAGUAUACUGUACUGUACUGUACUAUAGUGUACUGUACUGUACUAUAAUGUACUGUACUAUACUGUACUAUACUUUACUAUACUAUACUGUACUGUACUAUAAUGUACUAUAGUGUACUAUACUGUACCAUACUGUACUGUACUAUAAUGUACUAUAGUGUACUAUACUGUACUGUACUAUAAUGUACUAUACUGUACUGGAGUGUCAAGAAAACUAGAGUUGUUCUGCUAAUACAUCAGGUUUAACCUCUAAAAGUCUAAGCUGUUGGAGGGGUGGAGGGGGUGGGAUUCUACUAAGUUAACAUGUGGAAUUGUUUUAAGAUGGUCAUACCAUGGAUCAUUUAACUUUUCAUUGUAAUUUUAGGACCCUUGUAGGUAUCAAAAUAAAAUAUAGAAUUUGGCCUUUACUACUAAAGCCUAUAGGAACUCUCUGGAUAACACAUACUUAAAUGGCAAAUCAGACAGUCAAAAAAAUGUAUCACAAUGAAUAACGUUUUUAAGUUUCUGUCCUAUAUCUAGGAGGUGUAAGAAAGUUCAGGAAAUGUUUAAGUUUUUUUGGACACAUACAGUAUUUAACCCCUGUUUUAUGUUGGCACAAAACUACAGUUCCUCCAUACUUCCAUUCAUUUGUUUAACUGGUACCGUGUUACCUUUGGACAAGUCCCGUGACACUUGAGUCGUGGAACACCAUCGUGUUCGUGAAAGUCUCAUCUUUCCAUAGAGUGGUUAUAUUAAUUUUAUAGCCCAAAUGUAUCGGAAGCUACAGACGUUUUCGUGAGAAGACCGAUUUUCGGGAUGUCUCAUGGUCUGACAAACACCUCUCUAGCUCUGUCACCUUUCACCGCAGAUGCUGAAGGCCGACAUUUGCGGAUGCAGUAGAUUGAGACGCAACCCAUGAAAAAAAACAGAUAUAUCUCUAGCUUAAACUGUCAGAUUUUGAUGGACUUUUUUAUUAUACUAAUUGGAUUGAUGUACGGGUGCAUCAAUAGACUCUUAAACUACAUGGAGAAGUCUACUGCGGCCCAUAGGACCUGGGUCUAAAGUAGUGCAUUAUAUAGGGAAUAGGGAGCCAUUCUCUGGUCUAAAGUAGUGCAUUAUAUAGGGAAUAGGGAGCCAUUCUCUGGUCUAAAGUAGUGCGUUAUAUAGGGAAUAGGGAGCCAUUCUCUGGUCUAAAGUAGUGCGUUAUAUAGGGAAUAGGGAGCCUUCUCUGGUCUAAAGUAGUGCGUUAUAUAGGGAAUAGGGUGCCAUUCUCUGGUCUAAAGUAGUGCGUUAUAUAGGGAAUAGGGAGCCAUUCUCUGGUCUAAAGUAGUGCACUAUAUAGGGAAUAGGGUGCCAUUCUCUGGUCUAAAGUAGUGCACUAUAUAGGGAAUAGGGAGCCAUUCUCUGGUCUAAAGUAGUGCGUUAUAUAGGGAAUAGGGUGCCAUUCUCUGGUCUAAAGUAGUGCGUUAUAUAGGGAAUAGGGAGCCAUUCUCUGGUCUAAAGUAGUGCGUUAUAUAGGGAAUAGGGAGCCAUUCUCUGGUCUAAAGUAGUGCGUUAUAUAGGGAAUAGGGUGCCAUUCUCUGGUCUAAAGUAGUGCGUUAUAUAGGGAAUAGGGUGCCAUUCUCUGGUCUAAAGUAGUGCGUUAUAUAGGGAAUAGGGAGCCAUUUGGGACUCAGCCCUGGACACUGUCCUGCCCCCCCUGCAUCAUAACAUUGCAAUACUUCUAUGACCCAUACUAGCCAGUAUAGCUACAGUGAGCUCCAAAAGUAUUGGGACAGUGACACAUUUGUUGUUGUUUUGGCUCUGUACUGCAGCGCUUUGGAUUUGAAAUGAUACAACUUUUUGAGUGAGAAAGUUAUUGUAAUGGUGAGUGUUUAGCAUGUCUGGCGGGGGGAUAUAAUAUUUGUGUGUCUGUAACUUUAUUUUAUUUUAUUUUAUUUUCCCCCCCACCUUUAUUUAACCAGGUAGGCCAGUUGAGAACAAGUUCUCAUUUACAACUGCGACCUGGCCAAGAUAAAGCAAAGCAGUGCGAUAAAAACAACAACACAGAGUUACAUAUGGGGUAAAACAAAACAUACAGUCAAAAAAUACAACAGAAAAUAUAUAUACAGUGUGUGCAAAUGUAGCAAGUUAUGGAGGUAAGGCAAUAAAUAGGCUAUAGUGCAAAAUAAUUACAAUUAGUAUUAACACUGGAAUGCUAGAUGUGCAAGAGAUUAUGUGCAAAUAGAGAUACUGGGGUGCAAAAGAGCAAAAUAAAUAACAAUAUAGGGAUGAGGUAGUUGGGUGGGCUAAUUUCAGAUGGGCUGUGUACAGGUGCAGUGAUCGGUAAGGUGCUCUGACAACUGAUGCUUAAAGUUAUUGAGGGAGAUAAGAGUCUCCAGCUUCAGAGAUUUUUGCAAUUUGUUCCAGUCAUUGGCAGCAGAGAACUGGCAGGAAUGGCGGCCAAAGGAGGUGUUGGCUUUGGGAAUGACCAGUGAGAUAUACCUGCUGGAGCGCAGACUACGGGUGGGUGCUGCUAUGGUGACCAAUGAGCUAAGAUAAGGCGGGGAUUUGCCUAGCAGUGAUUUAUAGAUGGCCUGGAGCCAGUGGGUUUGACGACAAACAUGUAGUGAGGACCAGCCAACAAGAGCGUACAGGUCACAGUGGUGGGUAGUGUAUGGGGCUUUGGAGACAAAACGGAUGGCACUAUGAUAGACUACAUCCAAUUUGCUGAGUAGAGUGUUGGAGGCUAUUUUGUAAAUGACAUCGCCGAAGUCAAGGAUCGGUAGGGUAGUCAGUUUUACGAGGGCAUGUUUGGCAGCAUGAGUGAAGGAGGCUUUGUUGCGAAAUAGGAAGCCGAUUCUAUAUUUAACUUUGGAUUGGAGAUUCUUAAUGUGAGUCUGGAAGGAGAGUUUACAGUCUAACCAGACACCUAGGUAUUUGUAGUUGUCCACAUACUCACUCUAGGUCAGACCCGUCGAGAGUGGUGAUUCUAGUCGGGUGGGCGGGUGCCAGCAGCGUUCGAUUGAAGAGCAUGCAUUUAGUUUUACUAGUGUUUAAGAGCAGUUGGAGGCUACUGAAGGAGUGUUGUAUGGCAUUGAAGCUCGUUUGGAGGUUUGUUAACACAGUGUCCAAUGAAGGGCCAGAUGUAUACAAAAUGGUGUCGUCCGCAUAGAGGUGGAUCUGAGAGUCACCAGCAGCAAGAGCGACAUCAUUGAUAUACACGGAGAAAAGUGUCGGCCCAAGAAUUGAACCCUGUGGCACCCCCAUAGAGACUGCCAUAGGUCCAGACAACAGGCCCUCCGAUUUGACACAUUGAACUCUAUCUGAGAAGUAGUUGGUGAACCAGGCGAGGCAGUCAUUUGAGAAACCAAGACUAUUUAGUCUGCCAAUAAGAAUGCGGUGGUUGACCGAGUCGAAAGCCUUGGCCAGGUCGAUGAAGACGGCUGCACAGUACUGUCUAUUAUCAAUCGCGGUUAUAAUAUCGUUUAGGACCUUGAGCGUGGCUGAAGUGCACCCAUGACCAGCUCGGAAACCGGAUUGCAUAGCGGAGAAGGUACGGUGGUAUUCGAAAUGGUCGGUGAUCUGUUUCUCACUCAUCAUUAUUCACGAUUCAUUCAAGACUAUCCGCAAUCACGGUAGCGUCCACAUUAAUGUAGAAGAGUUUAGAAACAUAUUCAAUUAUUUUUCCCAAUAACCCAGAAUUACUCCAAAAUGACACAAUACAUUAUUAACCAUUCAUUUCUAUUGGGCACAAAAUAAUCUGAACCAACCAAAAGAAAAACAGCAAAUGCAUCCAACAAAAUUGUAGAGUCAGAGUGGCAAAUCAGACAGUCAAAAAAAUGUAUCACAAUGAAUAACUUUUUAAGUUUCUGUCCUAUAUCUAGGAGGUGUAAGAAAGUUCAGGAAAUGUUUACGUUUUUUGGACACAUCCAGUAUUUAACCCCUGUUUUAUGUUGGCACAAAACUACAGUUCCUCCAUACUUCCAUUCAUUUGUUUAACUGGUACCGUGUUACCUUUGGACAAGUCCCGUGACACUUGAGUCCUGGAACACCAUCGUGUUCGUGAAAGUCUCAUCUUUCCAUAGAGUGGUUAUAUUAAUUUUAUAGCCCAAAUGUAUCGGAAGCUACAGACGUUUUCGUGAGAAGACCGAUUUUCGGGAUGUCUCAUGGUCUGACAAACACCUCUCUAGCUCUGUCACCUUUCACCGCAGAUGCUGAAGGCCGACAUUUGCGGAUGCAGUAGAUUGAGACGUAACCCAUGCAAAAAAAAAACAUAUAUCUCUAGCUUAAACUGUCAGAUUUUGAUGGACUUUUUUAUUAUACUAAUUGGAUUGAUGUACGGGUGCAUCAAUAGACUCUUAAACUACGUGGAGAAGUCUACUGCGGCCCAUAGGACCUUGGUCUAAAGUAGUGCGUUAUAUAUGGAAUAGGGUGCCAUUCUCUGGUCUAAAGUAGUGCAUUAUAUAGGGAAUAGGGAGCCAUUCUCUGGUCUAAAGUAGUGCAUUAUAUAGGGAAUAGGGUGCCAUUCUCUGGUCUAAAGUAGUGCACUAUAUAGGGAAUAGGGUGCCAUUCUCUGGUCUAAAGUAGUGCACUAUAUAGGGAAUAGGGUGCCAUUCUCUGGUCUAAAGUAGUGCGUUAUAUAGGGAAUAGGGUGCCAUUCUCUGGUCUAAAGUAGUGCAUUAUAUAGGGAAUAGGGUGCCAUUCUCUGGUCUAAAGUAGUGCACUAUAUAGGGAAUAGGGUGCCAUUCUCUGGUCUAAAGUAGUGCGUUAUAUAGGGAAUAGGGUGCCAUUCUCUCGUCUAAAGUAGUGCGUUAUAUAGGGAAUAGGGUGCCAUUCUCUGGUCUAAAGUAGUGCAUUAUAUAGGGAAUAGGGUGCCAUUCUCUGGUCUAAAGUAGUGCAUUAUAUAGGGAAUAGGGAGCCAUUUGGGACUCAGCCCUGGACACUGUCCUGCCCCCCCUGCAUCAUAACAUUGCAAUACUUCUAUGACCCAUACUAGCCAGUAUAGCUACAGUGAGCCCCAACAGUAUUGGGACAGUGACACAUUUGUUGUUGUUUUGGCUCUGUACUGCAGCGCUUUGGAUUUGAAAUGAUACCACUUUUUGAGUGAGAAAGUUAUUGUAAUGGUGAGUGUUUAGCAUGUCUGGCGAGGGGGUAUAAUAUUUGUGUGUCUGUAACUUUAUUUUAUUUUCCCCCCACCUUUAUUUAACCAGGUAGGCCAGUUGAGAACAAGUUCUCAUUUACAACUGCGACCUGGCCAAGAUAAAGCAAAGCAGUGCGAUAAAAACAACAACACAGAGUUACAUAUAGGGUAAAACAAAACAUAAAGUCAAAAAAAUACAACAUAAAAUAUAUAUACAGUGUGUGCAAAUGUAGCAAGUUAUGGAGGUAAGGCAAUAAAUAGGCUAUAGUGCAAAACAGUUACAAUUAGUAUUAACACUGGAAUGCUAGAUGUGCAAGAGAUUAUGUGCAAAUAGAGAUACUGGGGUGCAAAUGAGCAAAAUAAAUAACAAUAUAGGGAUGAGGUAGUUGGGUGGGCUAAUUUCAGAUGGGCUGUGUACAGGUGCAGUGAUCGGUAAGGUGCUCUGACAACUGAUGCUUAAAGUUAGUGAGGGAGAUAAGAGUCUCCAGCUUCAAGAUUUUUGCAAUUAGUUCCAGUCAUUGGCAGCAGAGAACUGGAAGGAAUGGCGGCCAAAGGAGGUGUUGGCUUUGGGAAUGACCAGUGAGAUAUACCUGCUGGAGCGCAGACUACGGGUGGGUGCUGCUAUGGUGACCAAUGAGCUAAGAUAAGGCGGGGAUUUGCCUAGCAGUGAUUUAUAGAUGGCCUGGAGCCAGUGGGUUUGACGACGAACAUGUAGUGAGGACCAGCCAACAAGAGCGUACAGGUCACAGUGGUGGGUAGUAUAUGGGGCUUUGGAGACAAAACGGAUGGCACUGUGAUAGACUACAUCCAAUUUGCUGAGUAGAGUGUUGAAGGCUAUUUUGUAAAUGACAUCGCCGAAGUCAAGGAUCGGUAGGAUAGUCAGUUUUACGAGGGCAUGUUUGGCAGCAUGAGUGAAGGAGGCUUUGUUGCGAAAUAGGAAGCCGAUUCUAGAUUUAACUUUGGAUUGGAGAUUCUUAAUGUGAGUCUGGAAGGAGAGUUUACAGUCUAACCAGACACCUAGGUAUUUGUAGUUGUCCACAUACUCUAGGUCAGACCCGUCGAGAGUGGUGAUUCUAGUCGGGUGGGCGGGUGCCAGCAGCGUUCGAUUGAAGAGCAUGCAUUUAGUUUUACUAGUGUUUAAGAGCAGUUGGAGGCUACUGAAGGAGUGUUGUAUGGCAUUGAAGCUCGUUUGGAGGUUUGUUAACACAGUGUCCAAUGAAGGGCCAGAUGUAUACAAAAUGGUGUCGUCUGCGUAGAGGUGGAUCUGAGAGUCACCAGCAGCAAGAGCGACAUCAUUGAUAUACACAGAGAAAAGAGUCGGCCCAAGAAUUGAACCCUGUGGCACCCCCAUAGAGACUGCCAUAGGUCCAGACAACAGGCCCUCCGAUUUGACACACUGAACUCUAUCUGAGAAGUAGUUGGUGAACCAGGCGAGGCAGUCAUUUGAGAAACCAAGGCUAUUUAGUCUGCCAAUAAGAAUGCGGUGGUUGACAGAGUCGAAAGCCUUGGCCAAGUCGAUGAAGACGGCUGCACAGUACUGUCUAUUAUCAAUCGCGGUUAUAAUAUCGUUUAGGACCUUGAGCGUGGCUGAAGUGCACCCAUGACCAGCUCGGAAACCGGAUUGCAUAGCGGAGAAGGUAUGGUGGUAUUCGAAAUGGUCGGUGAUCUGUUUCUCACUCAUCAUUAUUCACGAUUCAUUCAAGACUAUCCAUAACCACGGUAGCAUCCACAUUAAUGUAGAAGAGUUUAGAAACAUGUUCUAUUAUUUUUCACAAUAACCCAAAAUUACUCAAAAAUGACACAAUACAUUAUUUACCAUUCAUUUCUAUUGGGCACAAAAUAAUCUGAAACACAACCGAAACAAAACAGCAAAUGCAUCCAACAAGUUUGUAGAGUCAAACACAUGAUGUAGUCAUUGCCUGCUAGGAAUAUGGGACCAAAUACUAAACUUUAGACUACUUUAAUACACAUAUAAGUGAACUUGUCCCAAUACUUUCGGUCCCCUAAAACAUACAAAAAGUGCUGUAAUUUCUAAACGGUUCACCGGAUAUGGAUGAAAAUUUAAUGUGAUUUGGAAGGAGUCAGUCGCAUAACCUCUCACAUAAUACGUUGCAUGGACUCACUCUGUGGGUAAUAAUAGUGUUUAGCAAAAAUGUGGCAAAGAAAUUAACUUUAUGUCCUGAAUACAAAACGUUAUGUUUGGGACAAAUCCAACACAACAACACAUCACUGAGUACCACUAUUCAUGUUUUCAAACAUGGUGGUGGCUGCAUCAUGUUAUGGGUAUUGCUUGUAAUCAUUAAGGACUGGGGAGUUUUCCAGGAUAAAAAAAAGAAAUGGAAUGGAGCUAAGAACAGGCAAAAUCCUAGAGGAAAACCUGGUUCCGUCUGCUUUCCACCAGACACUGAGAGAUGAAUUCACCUUUCAGCAGGACAAUAACCUAAAACACAAGGCCAAAUAUACACUGGAGUUGCUUACCAAGAAGACAGUGAAUGUUCCCGAGUGGGCGAGUUACAGUUUUGACUUAAAUUGGCUUGAAAAUCUAUGGCAAGACUUGAAAAUGGCUGUCUAGCAAUGAUCAACAACCAACUUAACAGAGCUUGAAGAAUUUUAAAAAGAAUAAUGUGCAAAUAUUGUACAAUCCAGGUGUGAAAGCUCUUAGAGACUUACCCAGAAAAACUCACAGCUUUAAACGCUGCCAAAGGUGAUUCUAACGUGUUGACUCAGGGGUGUGUAAAUUAUAUAAUUCUGUAUUUCAUUUUCAAAAAUGUCUAUAAACAUGUUUUGACUUUGUCACUGUGGGGUAUUGUGUGUAGACGGGUGAGAAAAACAACAUUUAAUUUUUAUUUUGAAUUCAGGCUGUAACACAACAAAAUAUGGAAUAAGUCCAGGGGUAUGAAUACUUUCCGAAGGCACUGUACAUUUCAUUGACUUGAAUUACAGUAUAUUAUUCCAGUGUGAAUCACCAAAAAAAAAAACCUGUUAAACUCAGUUAUUAAUGCAUCUUAAAUCCAAUCGGUGUUGACUGGCCUCUGGUCCAUGUGGCUGAGAGGGGCGGGGCAGGCAGACUAGCAGCAGCAGCAGCAGAAAUAGCAGGCUGACAGAUUGGAGCAGGAGUGGGCUGCAGUAGUAGGUUGUUGGGGGGAUGAUGUAGCAGGACUGCGUUACGCGGUUGAAUAAACAGCUUCGUCUUCUUGGGACUGACUGAUUCUGCUGAGUACGUUGCCUAUUGGCUCCGUGACGAGGGUCCUCUGACUGCCCUCUCCUCUCGCCCUCUCCGUUCCUCUCCUCUCCGUUCCUCUCCUCUCCGUUCCUCUCCUCCCGUGACGACGGUACAGGAUUCACUCACUCCUCCGACUGCCCUCUGCUCUCUGUUCCUCUCCUCUCCGUUCCUCUCCUCCCGUGACGACGGUACAGGAUUCACUCACUCCUCCGACUGCCCUCUGCUCUCUGUUCCUCUCCUCUCCGUUCCUCUCCUCCCAUGACGAGGGUACAGGAUUAACUCAGUCCUCUGACUGCCCUCUCCUCGUCUCCAUUCCUCUCUUCUCCUCCUCUCCGUUCCUCUCCUCCCGUGACGAGGGUACAGGAUUAACUCAGUCCUCUGACUACAGACUAGACCCUGUCCUCUUCAACUCAUCGGACUGAUUGGAAGGUACAGUACAUGUAUGAAUAUGAGUGCCUAUUCGGUGUAAUGUCUUGUCUAGGUUAGAUGGUUGGGUGGUAAACAUACGGUAAGUAGCCAGUCUGGCCGGCCAGGGAAUGCAUUGCAGUGUGUGUUCAUCAUAUUUCAGAGAGAGAGAGAGAGAGAGAGAGAGAGAGAGAGAGAGAGAGAAGAGAAGAGAGAAGAUAGCGCUCUAUGAUCGCUCGGCAGUCGUUAGAGACGAUAUCUCGAGCGAGCUUAGACCGAGAGAGCUCCUCUCUCUCUCGCUCUCUCUCUCGCUCUCUCUCUCUCCUCUCCUCUCUCUCCUCUCUCCUCUCUCUCUCUCUCGCUCUCUCUCUCUCUCUCUCGCUCUCCUCGCUCUCUCGCUCUCUCUCUCGCUCUCGGCUCUCUCUCUCGCGCUCUCUCUCCCCCUCUCGCUCUCGUCUCUUCUCUCUCUCUCGUCUCUCGUCUCUCUCUCUCCUCGCUCUCUCUCUCUCCUCUCUCUCCUCUCUGCUGCAGCUCUCUCCACCCGAUCGUCUUGAUUCCUUAUGUCUGUUCUGCUCUUGUCAACGGAGAUAAUGUGAUAACUGCAAAGUAUUGGAAGUUUGUGUGUGGGUUGUUUGUGGUAGGUAUCUAUACAAUAGGCCUCUACAACGUCUAUACCUAGUAGGUAACAGUCAGACAUCUCCUUCCUUUACUGAACCCCACAUCAGACAGCUUCCUUCCUCUAACUGAAACCCAACAUUCAGACAUCCUUCCUUCCUCUACUGAAACCCAACAGUCAGACAUCUUCCUUCCUCUACUGAAACCCAACAGUCAGACAGCUUCCUUCCUCUACUGAAACCCAACAUUCAGACAUCUUCCUUCCUCUACUGAAACCCAACAGUCAGACAUCUUCCUUCCUCUACUGAAACCCAACAUUCAGACAGCUUCCUUCCUCUACUGAAACCCAACAGUCAGACAUCUUCCUUCCUCUACUGAAACCCAACAUUCAGACAGCUUCCUUCCUCUACUGAAACCCAACAGUCAGACAUCUUCCUUCCUCUACUGAAACCCAACAGUCGGACAUCUUCCUUCCUCUACUGAAACCCAACAGUCAGACAGCUUCCUCUAUUCAGGCUGUCAGAUGAAAAACACAUUAUAGGGAUUCCUCUCCUGCAUAAUGUAUAGCCAGGCUGUGAUUGGUUAAUAUCUGGUUGGCAACAGCAGCAGACUAGUUCCUCCUGCUUCUCAUGCUGCCAGCCAUGUGUGUGGUGUGGAUAUGUGUAUAUGUGGUGUGUGUGUGUGUGGUGUGUGUGUAUGGGUGGUGUGUGUGUGGUAUGUGUGUAUAUGUGCUGUGUGUGGUGUGUGUGUGUGCUGUGUGUGUGCUGUGUGUGUGUGCUGUGUGGUGUGUGUGCUGUGUGUGUGUGUGUGUGUGUGUGUGUGUGUGUGCUGUGUGUGCUGUGUGUAUGGUGUGUGUGUGUGUGUGUGUGUGUGUGUGUGUGUGUGUGUGUGUGUGUGUGUUCGUUAUGCCACUGUGCUUCUCUCUGCUGCAGCAUCAACAGUACUGCUGUCACCAUGGCAACAGGGAGGGCUCUGACCCCCCGGAGUGUAGUAACCAUAGUAACAAUGUACAGGCUGCAGGCGUGACCUGGAUUCCACACUACGACUGUUGUUCUACCGUUUUAAUGCCAUUCAAACUAGUGUGUUAGUAGUUAUUGUGCUAUAGCUAGGGACUAUGUUUUGGUUAAUCAUGUCAUAUGACCUGGAUUUUAAAAUGUAUUAAAUAAAAAUAAAUGAAGCAGUUGACUGAGGAUGGAGCUGGACCAUCUGACAUGAAAAGAAAAGGGGACAGUUUGAUGAAAAAGCUUUAAAUAAAGGUUCAAAUUCAGGUCAUGUGACAGGAUCAACCAAAACACAAGCGCCUACCUAUACCCCAUUCACACUGCCACUGUACCGUUAUGAUAACCCCCAUUCACACUGCCACUGUACUGUUAUGAUAACCCCCAUUCACACUGCCACUGUACUGUUAUGAUAACCCCCAUUCACACUGCCACUGUACUGUUAUGAUAACCCCCCAUUCACACUGCCACUGUACCGUUAUGAUAACCCCCAUUCACACUGCCACUGUACCGUUACGAUAACCCCCAUUCACACUGCCACUGUACCGUUACGAUAACCCCCAUUCACACUGCCACUGUACUGUUAUGAUAACCCCCAUUCACACUUCCCCAUUCACUCUACUGGUUAGUUAUUCUACUGUUAGUGUGUACAGUGGCUUGCGAAAGUAUUCACCCCCUUGGCAUUUUUCCUAUUUUGUUGCCUUACAACCUGGAAUUAAAAUAUAUUUUUGGGGGGUUUGUAUCAUUUGAUUUACACAACAUGCCUGCCAUACUUUUUCUUGUGAAACAAACAAGAAAUAAGACAAAAAACAGAAAACUUGAGCGUGCAUAACUAUUCACCUCCCCCAAAGUCAAUACUUUGUAGAGCCACCUUUUGCAGCAAUUACAGCUGCAAGUCUCUAGCCACUGGGAUUUUUGCCCAUUCUUCAAGGCAAAACUGCUCCAGCUCCUUCAAGUUGGAUGGGUUCCGCUGGUGUACAGCAAUCUUUAAGUCAUACCACAGAUUCUCAAUUGGAUUGCGGUCUGGGCUAUGACUAGGCCAUUCCAAGACAUUUUAAUGUUUUCCCUUAAACCACUCAAGUGUUGCUUUAGCAGUAUGCUUAGGGUCAUUGUCCUGCUGGAAGGUGAACCUCCAUCCCAGUCUCAAAUCUCUGGAAGACUGAAACAGGUUUCCCUCAAGAAUUUCCCCAUCCAUCAUUCCUUCAAUUCUGACAAGUUUCCCAGUCCCUGCCGAUGAAAAACAUCCCCACAGCAUGAUGCUGCCACCACCAUGCUUCACUGUGGGGAUGGUGUUCUCGGGGUGAUGAGAGGUGUUGGGUUUGCCCCAGACAUAGUGUUUUCCUUGAUGGCCAAAAAGCUCAAUUUUAGUCUCAUCUGAUCAGAGUACCUUCUUCCAUAUGUUUGGGAAGUCUCCCACAUGCCUUUUGGCAAACACCAAACGUGUUUGCUUAUUUUUUUCUUUAAGCAAUGGCUUUUUUCUGGCCACUCUCCCGUAAAGCCCAGCUCUGUGGAGUGUACGGCUUAAAGUGGUCCUAUGGACAGAUACUCCAAUCUCCGAUGUGGAGCUUUGCAGCUCCUUCAGGGUUAUCUUUAGUUUCUUUGUUGCCUCUCUGAUUAAUGCCCUCCUUGCCUGGUCUGGUAGUUUUGGUGGGCUGCCCUCUCUUGGCAGGUUUGUUGUGGUGCCAUAUUCUUUCCAUUUUUUAAUAAUGGAUUUAAUGGUGGUCUGUGGGAUGUUCAAAGUUUCUGAUAUUUUGUUACAACCCAACCUGAUCUGUACUUCUCCACAACUUUGUCCCUGACCUGUUUGGAGAGCUCCUUGGUCUUCAUGGUGCCGCUUGCUUGGUGGUGCCCCUUGCUUAGUGGUGUUGCAGACUCUGGGGCCUUUCAGAACAGGUGUAUAUGUACUGAGAUCAUGUGACAGAUCAUGUGACACUUAGAUUGCACACAGGUGGACUUUAUUUAACUAAUUAUGUGACCACUUUUCCGUUAUUUGUUUUUUCGAAUUUUUUAAACCAGUUAUAUUUUUCAUUUCACUUCACCAAUUUGGACUAUUUUGUGAAUGUCCAUUACAUGAAAUCCAAAUAAAAAUAUAUUUAAAUUACAGGUUGUAAUGCAACAAAAUAGGAAAAACGCCAAGGGGGAUGAAUACUUUUGCAAGGCUCUGUAUAGUCCCCAUUCACUCUACUGGUUAGUUAGCGGAACUGCUUUCUAGUAUUGCAUGGCUUCUAUUUAACCUCUAAGGGAUCAGUGUCCCGUAUACUGGACGGUUGAGCUAACGUUCGCUAAUGUGAUUAGCAUGACUGUUGUAAGUAACAGCAAACUUUCCAGGACAUAGACAUGUCUUAUAUGGGCAGAAAGCUUAAAUUCUUGUUAAUCUAACUGCACUGUCCAAUUUACAGUAGCUAUUACAGUGAAAAAAUACCAUGCUAUUGUUUGAGGAGAGUGCACAACAACAAAAAACGUAUCACGGCAACUGGUUUGAUACAUUCAGUAAUCUUGCUCUGAUUUGUCAUCCUAAGGGUCCCAGAGAUAAAAUGUAGCAUAGUUUUGUUUGAUAAAAUCAAUUUUUAUAUUCAAAUGUAGGAACUGGGUCCUACAGUUUGAACCCCUGCUGUCUCUGGCUCCACACCCACCCCGCCCGGCCAUCUAGAUGUGUGAAAGUUAGUGUAUAAGCUAAUGAUCCAUCAUGUAUGACAUUCCUGGGAGUGUGUAAACUUACAUUUUGUAUUACCAUAACAUUUUUGAAUUUUCUCUAUACUAUAGUUAUGUACUUGAAAAUGUAUCAAUUGACCAAUUCCGCACAUUUGGGCAGAUACAAAAUAGUCCAGAAUUGCAAUACUCGAGACCCAUGAGGCAGCGCUCAAUUGGCCCAGCGUCGUCCAGGGUAGGGGAGGGAAUGGCCGGCAGGGAUGUAGCUCAGUUGGUAGAGCAUGGCGUUUGCAACGCCAGGGUUGUGGGUUCGAUUCCCACGGGGGGGCCAGUAUGAAAAAAAAUAAAAAGAAUGUAUGCACUCACUAACUGUAAGUCGCUCUGGAUAAGAGCGUCUGCUAAAUGACUAAAAUGUGAUGUAAAUGUAAUGGAUCAAUCUGAAACUUUGCACACACACUGACAAAUAAAUGUGUAUGAUUUCAGAUCGGUCUUCCUUGGAGAAGGGUGUAAUUGCUGACGGCAAUGAGGGGCGUUUUCUGACAUAGGCUUUUCUUGAUAUCAAGUUACUCCCAUUGAUACUCGCCAUUGAUCUGUGGCCAUUUCUUUCGCGUCGGCAACAACUGUAGCAUUGUAGCUAAGCCUAACCCUAACCCUUUUCCUAACCUUAUCCCCAGUCUCCUAGCCUGCCACGCUAAUCCACCUGACCUCCCACGUUAAUUAUCCUAACCUGGCAUGUUAAUGAUCCUAAUCUGGCAUGUUAAUGAUCCUAACCUGGCAUGUUAAUGAUCCUAACCUGGCAUGUUAAUGAUCCUAACCUGGCACAUGAGUUAUUCUAACCUGCUAUGUAAACAAACCAUCUGUGUCGAGAAACCAUCAGUCUCAUAACACCGGAACUGACCAAUGGCACGUAUAAAUGAGCGUUUCCUGAUAUCAGGGAACACCCACAUCAAGAAACACCCAGAAUUGCGGUCUGAAAUGACACCAAAUUCCUUAAUUCAGACGUUGACUCCAUACUACAGACGUAGUUCCCUGUCAGUCCUCUAGGUUGUGCUGUGUUGUUAACUCAGAGGUCCUCUCCUCUCCUCCCAGUGAUGGAGCAGCAGCGGGGUGCGGGCCCUCCAGGGGGUGUGGUGUCGGGGGUGUGGACCCCGUCCGUCAGGAGGAACAGCAAGCUGGCCAGUCUGGGACAGAUCUUUAAACCAUGGAAAUGGAGGAAAAAGAAGAACGAGAAGAACUCCACAGGUGAGAGACGAGAUGAGACGAGACUAGACGACACGAGACGAGACGACACGAGACGACAUGAGACGAGACAACACGACACGAGACGACACGACACGAGACGAGACGACACGAGACGACACAACACGACACGAGACGAGACGACACGACACGACACGAGACGAGACGACACGAGACGACAUGAGACGAGACAACACGACACGAGACGACACGACACGAGACGAGACAACACGAGACUACAUGAGACGAGACGAGACGAGACGACAUGACAAUAGAUGAGACGAGACGACACGAGACGAGACGAGACGAGAUGACAUGACAAUAGAUGAGACGACAUGACAAUAGAUGAGACGAGACGACACGACACGAGGCGAGACGAGACGAGAUGACAUGACAAUAGAUGAGAUGACAUGACACGAGACGACACGACACGACACGAGACGAGACGAGAUGACAUGACAAUAGAUGAGACGACAUGACACGAGACGAGACGACAUGACACGAGACGAGACGAGAUGACAUGACAAUAGACGAGACGACAUGACACGAGACGAGACUAGACGAGAUGACAUGACAAUAGACGAGACGACAUGACACGACACAACACGACACGAGACGAGACGACACGACACGACACGAGACGAGACGACACGAGACGACAUGAGACGAGACAACACGACACGAGACGACACGACACGAGACGAGACAACACGAGACUACAUGAGACGAGACGAGACGAGACGACAUGACAAUAGAUGAGACGAGACGACACGAGACGAGACGAGACGAGAUGACAUGACAAUAGAUGAGACGACAUGACAAUAGAUGAGACGAGACGACACGACACGAGGCGAGACGAGACGAGACUACAUGAGACGAGACGAGACGAGACGACAUGACAAUAGAUGAGACGAGACGACACGAGACGAGACGAGACGAGAUGACAUGACAAUAGAUGAGACGACAUGACAAUAGAUGAGACGAGACGACACGACACGAGGCGAGACGAGACGAGAUGACAUGACAAUAGAUGAGACGACAUGACACGAGACGACACGACACGACACGAGACGAGACGAGAUGACAUGACAAUAGAUGAGACGACAUGACAGGAGACGAGACGACAUGACACGAGACGAGACGAGACGAGAUGACAUGACAAUAGACGAGACGACAUGACACGAGACGAGACUAGACGAGAUGACAUGACAAUAGACGAGACGACAUGACACGAGACGAGACUAGACGACACAAGACGACACGAGACGACACUUUGAUCACAGAGCCCUAGGUCUCAACAUGACUUCCUGUCCCCCUGUCCCCCCAAAAAAGGUCAAAUAAAGGUUAAAUACAAAAAAUCUAAUCUAAUCUAAAACGACUGAGUGUAAAUUUUUGGUAUGUUACCCCAGAGGGAAUCGAACCCACAACCCUGCCGUUACUCUGUGUGUUUCAGCUUUAGAGAGGAAGACAGCGGCGCAACAGACUCGGGAUGGACUGGCCAAGAGGGGCUUGGAGGGGAUUGAACCAGGUACACACGCACAUGAACACAUACACACACACACAAAUACACACACACAAAUACACACACAGUUUCCAACCCAUUAUAACAAAAUAACAUGUUAUUUUCAUGUGUAUAAAAGUAUGUAAUGUUGCCGCCUUCUGUGUGUGUGUGUGUGUGUGUGUGUGUGUGUGUGUGUGUGUGUGUGUGUGUGUGUGUGUGUGUGUGUGUGUGCAUGCGCGCGUGUGUAGAGUUUUGUGAGGCGUGUGGGGGGGUAGAAGACUCGGACACUCCCAGCCAAUCAGACGCAGAGGAGAGAGAAGAGGAGGAGCCUCUGGCGCCCCUGGCAAACACCUCAGAGGACCUGGUCAGCGAUGAAGACAACCCCUCUACAGGUAGGACCUAUGACCUCUGAACCCUGACCUCUAAUCUCUAGGGUUUUAGCGUAUCAGAGGGCGUGUUCGAGAGCAUCAAAUCUGUGAUGCAUUGUGGGUAAAUUGUGACUGACUGACUGAUCUACAAAUUGUAUAUUUUUAUACAGAUUUGUAUUUAUUAUUCACACAUCCAUUACCCCCUCUCUUCGGAGGACACAUAUCUUUUUUGGUUUUAGAGCUUUUCUGCUCCAUUUACAUAAAUUUGCCAUACAUGGUACUUUUACAUACAACAAUCACAUAACGAUAACACAUUACUGAACAUAAGCUCUUUAAUCCCGCCCCUCAGCCACCCUCAGCCCAUCCCACCUAUCACCAUACACCACCCCUCAGCCACACUCAGCCCAUCCCACCUAUCGCCAUAGACCACCCCUCAGCCACGCUCAGCCCAUCCCACCUAUCGCCAUAGACCACCCCUCAGCCACGCUCAGCCCAUCCCACCUAUCGCCAUAGACCACCCCUCAGCCACGCUCAGCCCAUCCCACCUAUCGCCAUAGACCACCCCUCAGCCACGCUCAGCCCAUCCCACCUAUCGCCAUACACCACCCCUCAGCCACGCUCAGCCCAUCCCACCUAUCGCCAUACACCACCGCUCAGCCACGCUCAGCCCAUCCCACCUAUCGCCAUAGACCACCCCUCAGCCACGCUCAGCCCAUCCCACCUAUCGCCAUAGACCACCCCUCAGCCACGCUCAGCCCAUCCCACCUAUCGCCAUAGACCACCCCUCAGCCACGCUCAGCCCAUCCCACCUAUCGCCAUAGACCACCCCCUCAGCCACGCUCAGCCCAUCCCACCUAUCGCCAUACACCACCCCUCAGCCACGCUCAGCCCAUCCACCUAUCGCCAUAACACCACCGCUCAGCCACGCUCAGCCCAUCCCACCUAUCGCCAUAGACCACCCCUCAGCCACGCUCAGCCCAUCCCACCUAUCGCCAUAGACCACCCCUCAGCCACGCUCAGCCCAUCCCACCUAUCGCCAUAGACCACCCCUCAGCCACGCUCAGCCCAUCCCACCUAUCGCCAUAGACCACCCCUCAGCCACGCUCAGCCCAUCCCACCUAUCGCCAUACACCACCCCUCAGCCACCCCCACCACGCUCAGCCCAUCCCACCUAUCGCCAUACACCACCGCUCAGCCACGCUCAGCCCAUCCCACCUAUCGCCAUAGACCACCCCUCAGCCACGCUCAGCCCAUCCCACCUAUCACCAUACACCACCCCCUCAGCCACGCUCAGCCCAUCCCACCUAUCGCCAUACACCACCCCUCAGCCACGCUCAGCCCAUCCCACCUAUCACCAUACACCACCCCUCAGCCACGCUCAGCCCAUCCCACCUAUCACCAUACACCACCCCUCAGCCACUCUCAGCCCAUCCCACCUAUCGCCAUACACCACCCUCGUUUGGUUUCCAUGUGCCACAUAUUUUUAAAUUGUGCGGUGAUGUUUUACAUAAAAAAUUAUCGCAUAGUAGCCACAGAUUGUGAGCCAAAGAAUAAUAAUAAUAAUAAUGAUGAGUAGCUGAUUAAGAUGCAAGGUGAUUUAUAGAUCAAUCAGUUGGCAUUUGCCUGCAAUGUCGGCUGCAAUGUCGAACAAGUCCAAUGUGCAGGUUGACUGGUUCAGGACUGCAGUGCUGUGCUGUGUGUGACGGAAAGUUCUCUAAACCACCACUGGGGGGCGACACAGAUCGUUGAAGUCAGCUGUGCUCUCUACUGCUUAGCAGCUGAAACACUGCAGUUACACCAUGAAUCAGAUCUAACACAGGUUGCCUCCCAAAUGGCCAGGGCCGGAUUACCGAAUGGGAACGCAGGGCAUGUGCCCCGGGACCUCCGACGUCCAGAAAUGUGGGGUUUGGGGGACCCCUGGAGGUCGGGGGACCCCCACAUAGCAUAUGGUAGCAAAAUGUGUAGAAUUGCAGGACAUUAGCUUUAAAACUGCACCGGGGCCCCAAAUGUGGUAGUCUGGCUCUGCAAAUGGCACCCUAUUCCCUAUGUGCCAGGCCCUGAUUAACAGCAGUGAACCAUAUGGGGAAUAGGGUUGCCAGGCCCUGGUUAACAGCAGUGAACCAUAUGGGGAAUAGGGUUGCCAGGCCCUGAUUAACAGCAGUGAACCAUAUGGGGAAUAGGGUUGCCAGGCCCUGGUUAACAGUAGUGAACCAUAUAGGGAAUAGGGUUGCCAGGCCCUGAUUAACAGUAGUGAACCAUAUAGGGAAUAGGGUUGCCAGGCCCUGAUUAACAGUAGUGAACCAUAUAGGGAAUAGGGUGCCAUUUGAGACCCACAGGGACAGAAUGGGAGCUAACAGUAACCCACAGUAACCCACAGUAACCGAGGUAACCCACAGUAACCAAGGUAACCUGAUCAAGCAGGAUCAAAGAGUUCGACAGAAAACUGUCCUAAAUAUUCUGAACGAACUAUGUAUUUACAACAAAGCACUGUGUUUUUUGAUGUUUGUUGUUGUUGUUUUUGUUGUUGAUGUUGAUGUGUGUUUCAGCUGUUGACCUGACGGAAGACACUUUGACAGUGGCGGAGCAGAGUGAGGAUGGAGGGGAGGAGGACACUGCCCUCUGUGAGCCCUGUGAGGACAGCUCUCUGGUACAGGCUGAGACAGGAGGGGGGCAGGAGACACCUCGCCCCAUGGACUCCCCACCCUGCCGGGACGGCACCCCGCCACCCCCCAACCUGCCCAAACUACUGACCAGGCUGGGCAGUCUAGAGGGUGAGUCCCAAAUCGGCCCCUAGCC
Coregonus sp. 'balchen' is the source of this 19196-nucleotide messenger RNA. The record is from the annotation of a GenBank genome assembly. NCBI's taxonomy places the organism in Eukaryota, Metazoa, Chordata, Actinopteri, Salmoniformes, Salmonidae.